Messenger RNA from Rattus norvegicus (Norway rat), 3972 nucleotides. NCBI's taxonomy places the organism in Eukaryota, Metazoa, Chordata, Mammalia, Rodentia, Muridae. The record is from RefSeq and is a predicted model, not a curated record.
ACACACACACACACACACACACACACACACACCAGUAAGAUCAUCGCGUUGACACCACUUCCACUCUGUCUCCCCAGAUCAACGCUUCUAGCGAACCCAUUUGCGCUGGGGACUCAGCCCUCUCUCUUUUUUCCUGGCGAGGCUUAUGAACCUGUCACCAAGCCAGUGCCUCCAAAAAGGAGGAAGUGCGGUGGGACUCAAAGGAUACAUGGCGCCCGCCCCCAGCUAGCUGCUCUUCAGAUGAUCUGCAACCAAGUUGGCUGAUAAAAUAUUUAGUAACGACCCAGUAAACAUGACUGCAAAUACAUUAAAGCACUUCAGCGCCACGGCUUAUGAUUAUUUCAAAACUUAAAAAGGAGAUCAUAGAUUGUCACUGUUUCUGUACCCUAGCCGGAAACCGAACCUUCCUGAGGUGGGUUGAUGGGUGGGCUAGCCGCUUCGCCUCCUUAUCUCUCUUAAGGCUGUGGCUUUCAGCGGCUGGAGGUUUGUUGAUUUAUUUAUUUAUUCGUGUAGUUUAAAGUGGGGGAGGGGGCGUCAAGGACACGCAGCACCGACUCAACAAAGCACAGGCUCAGGUGUGUAUGCUUCUGCGUAUUAACUGGAAAAGACAGACUCUGGAAGUUUUACAGGGCGAGAAGAGGCCACCGGCUCGCGCUUUGUAUACUUUGCACUUGAAAUCGUUACAUUCAACUGAAUAUUUGGCUCAUUCAGAUCCGAAAAGUCUCCUAGCAUCAUCGAAUUCCCUCCUCCACCCCUCCUCUCUAAAGAGAGAAGGGGGGGGGGGUUAGGAAAUGUUUAGUAAAUUGCACAUCUUUGAAUCUUCCUAAAGCAGUGGUCACAAAGCUUAAAGGUGACAUAACAGAGCUCACGUAAACCAACACACUUUCCCCACCCCCCAAGCCAACAAUAAAAUCAUCCCCUUCAAUUUGCCAUGAUCGUCGCGACCAGGAGCCAGGCGCAUGUUUCCCUUUUUGAGUUUUAACAUUUCUGGUCUCGAUCCCACCGCUCAUUACAAUAUUUUUGUGGAUGUGAUUUUGGCGGAUCCCAAUCACUGGAGGUUUCAAGGAGGCAAAUGGGUUCCUUGUGGCAAAGCGGACACCAAUGUGCAAGGAAACCGGGUCUAUAUGCAUCCGGAUUCCCCCAACACUGGGGCUCACUGGAUGCGGCAAGAAAUCUCGUUUGGAAAAUUAAAACUUACCAACAACAAGGGAGCAUCAAACAACAAUGGGCAGAUGGUGGUUUUACAGUCCCUGCACAAGUACCAGCCCCGUCUGCACGUGGUGGAAGUGAAUGAGGACGGCACAGAGGACACCAGCCAGCCAGGCCGCGUCCAGACGUUCACUUUCCCAGAGACUCAGUUCAUCGCUGUCACCGCCUAUCAGAACACCGAUAUUACACAACUAAAAAUAGAUCAUAACCCCUUUGCAAAAGGAUUUCGAGAUAACUAUGACACGAUCUACACGGGCUGCGACAUGGACCGCUUGACCCCGUCGCCCAACGACUCUCCGCGCUCUCAGAUCGUGCCCGGCGCUCGCUACGCCAUGGCCGGCUCUUUCCUGCAAGAUCAAUUCGUGAGCAACUACGCCAAGGCCCGCUUCCACCCGGGCGCCGGCGCGGGCCCCGGGCCUGGCACGGACCGCAGCGUGCCGCACACCAACGGGCUACUGUCCCCGCAACAGGCCGAGGACCCGGGCGCGCCGUCGCCGCAGCGCUGGUUCGUGACGCCGGCCAACAACCGGCUGGACUUCGCGGCCUCGGCCUACGAUACGGCCACGGACUUCGCCGGCAACGCGGCCACGCUGCUGUCGUACGCGGCCGCGGGCGUGAAGGCGCUGCCGCUGCAGGCCGCGGGCUGCACGGGCCGCCCGCUCGGCUACUACGCCGACCCUUCCGGCUGGGGCGCGCGCAGCCCUCCGCAGUACUGCGGCGCCAAGUCGGGCUCCGUGCUCCCCUGCUGGCCCAACAGCGCUGCGGCCGCCGCGCGCAUGGCGGGCGCCAACCCCUACUUAGGCGAGGAGGCCGAGGGCCUGGCGGCCGAGCGCUCUCCGCUGGCGCCCGCCGCCGAGGACGCCAAGCCCAAGGACCUGUCCGACUCCAGCUGGAUCGAGACGCCCUCCUCGAUCAAGUCCAUCGACUCGAGCGACUCGGGGAUUUACGAGCAGGCCAAGCGGAGGCGGAUCUCUCCGGCCGACACGCCGGUGUCCGAGAGCUCGUCCCCACUCAAGAGCGAGGUGCUGGCCCAGCGGGACUGCGAGAAGAACUGCGCCAAGGACAUAGGCGGCUACUAUGGCUUCUACUCGCACAGCUAGGCCGCCAGCCCGCUCGCCCGUGCCCCCGGCCCCUCAGCUCGGCCCCACGUCCUCCUCCCCAGGCCCGCUCUUGCGCACUCGCUCUUUCACUUGACGCUCGAUGACCGUCUGCGGGGAUAAGUGCAGGUCUCCCACUAUGAUUUUAAAACUUUUUUUUUCUCUUUCUUUCUGCACAGCCAUCUCUGCAGUUAGCGCACCGACCUUGAACCUGGCUGUAAACCUUGUGGUUUUCCAACUUUUCGUCUAUGAAGUUAUGAUCCUCCCUUUUUUAUUUUUCUCUCUCCUUGUCCCCCCUCACUCUCUCCUUCUUUCUCUUGGAAUGAAACUCUUCAACUUUAGGAGACCUGGGCAAUCCUGCCAGGCGUCAGCGAUUCCGACCCGCCUUGUCUUGGCCUCCCUAUUAACCGUAGGAUGUUGACUCUAGAACCUGCACCCACCCAGCGCGUCCUUUCUUAUACCCGAGUGGAUGGAUGGAUGGAUGGAUGGUAGGGAUGUUAAUACUUUUAGUGGAACAAAGCCUGUGAAAUGAUUGUAUAUAGUGUUAAUUUAUUGUAACGAAUGGCUAGUUUUUAUUCUCAUCGUCAAGGCACAAAACCAGUUCACGCUUAACUUUUUAUACCCUUCCUUUUUUUCUCCUUUUCUUUUUCUCCUCUCAUUCUUUCUCUUCCCCCGCCCCCUUUGUUUUCUUGUGAGAUAUUAAAGAUAUUCUAAGAGGCUCUGGAAACACGAAACAACACUUCAUAGUGGUGGCUUUCUCACUUCUCAGUUCGUUGCAUGAUGUAACCACUAUGUGCCCCAGUGCACACAGCAUAGCUAAGGAGAAUCCACCUGAACAUCUAUAAAAGCUAGUCGUCUGUUCCUAGGCGAGUCGAUUAAGCGACAUGCUUGCCACACAGACAUAACUGGAGUUGUAUGUGUCCCUCCCUCCCUCCCUCCCUCCUGAAUGGAAUAGCUCCACAUCAGCAAUAUUAUUUUGCCUUAUUUGUUUUUCCCCAAAGUGCCAAAUCCACUACUGGUCUGUGCAGGUGCCAAAUAUGCUGAUAAACUGUUUCCGACUAUCUUUUCAGUCCCCACUCCACCUUUCUAUGCUGUAAAUCUUUGUAAUGAAUAAUCUACUAAUGAUAGAGAUGACUGAAUUGUUGGUAACUAUAGUGUAGUCUAGUGAAGAUGAAUUGUGUGAGUUGUAUAUUUUACUGCAUUUUAGUUUGAAAACAAUUCCCCCGCCACUUAGAGACAGCUGAAAUUUGACUUUCUUGGGAAAACACUUAGCAUUAUUGCAAGUAAGACUGAUUCCCCCCAAGUCUUGUUAUAUUUGAUAAGGAGCAUUAAUCCCCCUGGAAAUAGAUUAGUAGGAUUUCUAAUGUUGUGUAGCAAACUUAUACUUUUUUUGUACUUUAAAAUCAAUGUGAAAUAUGCAUCAUACACAAUAUUCAAUCUAGAUUCCAGUCUAUGGGGGGAUUUUUCCUAAUAGGAAUUCAGGGUCUAAACGUGUGUAUACUUUGGCUCUUCUGUAAAUCAAAUGUUGUGAUUUUUAUAUUUGUUUUGUUUUGUCUGUGAAUUGAAUAAUUUAUACAAGUACACACUCCACUGAGAAUCGUUUUGUUUUCUGCUCGUUUGUAUCGUCUGUGUAUAACAAGUAAAAUAAAUCUGGUAAAACGCUAAA